Messenger RNA from Tripterygium wilfordii, 546 nucleotides. Its product is annotated as serine carboxypeptidase-like 48. The record is from RefSeq and is a predicted model, not a curated record. NCBI's taxonomy places the organism in Eukaryota, Viridiplantae, Streptophyta, Magnoliopsida, Celastrales, Celastraceae. Gene Ontology annotation, molecular function: serine-type carboxypeptidase activity. The transcript is spliced from 4 exons. Gene Ontology annotation, biological process: proteolysis. Bases 1 to 546 code for a protein of 181 amino acids.
AUGACUUGGGCAAACGACAUCACAAGCCCACGACCUAGAAGAGUUCACAGACCCAUGGCUUGGUAUUAUGAUAUUAGAAAGCGGGCAGAAGGAGACUCCAACUAUAACUACUCACGCAUAAAUAAUUUUUUAAAUAAUCAAAUGGUAAAGGAUGCUCUGAGAGUAUCAGACAGACCAUUUAGUUUGUCGAGCUCAAUAGUAUAUGAGGCCAUGAAGGGAGACAUCAUGAGAAAUUAUGAUGUGAAAAUUUCUGCUUUACUUGAUGAUGGAAUCAAGGUCCUUAUCUAUGUCGGAGAUUAUUAUCUCCUAUGCAACCAUCUUGAAAAUUCCGAGUGGGUCCUCAAUAUGAAAUGGUAUGCCAAGGAAGAGUUCGGAAAAGCUCCAAGUUUACCAUAUUUUGUUGAUAAUGAAGAAGUAGGACUGCUCAGAAGUUAUGGACCUCUAUCAUUUCUCAGGGUUUACAAUGCUGGUCACAUGGUUUCAAUGGAUCAGCAGAAGGUUGCUUUGCACAUGAUACGAAAUUGGAUGCAAGGAGAACUUAAUUGA